Molecule: messenger RNA, 2399 nt
Organism: Sciurus carolinensis (gray squirrel)
Lineage: Eukaryota; Metazoa; Chordata; Mammalia; Rodentia; Sciuridae
Gene: Sctr
Product: secretin receptor
Exons: 16
Coding region: 596-1897 (433 amino acids)
Biological process (GO): adenylate cyclase-modulating G protein-coupled receptor signaling pathway; cell surface receptor signaling pathway; brain development
Cellular component (GO): plasma membrane
Molecular function (GO): peptide hormone binding; secretin receptor activity; G protein-coupled peptide receptor activity
Source: RefSeq, a predicted model, not a curated record
AUUGGAGCCCUGCCCCAACUGUGUGACGUGCUUCGGCUGCUGCAGGAGGAACAGGACCAGUGCCUGCGGGAGCUCUCCGAGGAGAGGCAAGAGGAUGUCAGCCCAGAGCUUCCAGCACCAGCUCGACACAGCACCUGCACAGAUCAAGUACUGGGUGUGUGUUUGUUGAGUGACUUACUGAGUGAACGAGUGAGAGCACAUACUUGACCGAGAGCAGGGAGAAAGGUGAAACAGGAGAGGCAUCCCAAGGGGACACUGAAGUAGUGCCUUCAAGUAGCCUACACCCCCUGCAGAGGACGUGACUGCCCCUUGUUUGCCUGGCUUGUCACAAAUUGACUGAGUUUUCACUGAGGAUAAGGGGGUCUGGUGCUUUGAAACAUGGUUUAAAAACCUACGAAGUUGAGGACGUCCGUGGAUCCUGUGUGCUGGAAAGGUCUUCAGGCCUCCCCUGCCAAGCGGUUCAGAAAGCGAGGCCCAGGGAUCCAUCUGGAAGGGGAGAGAGGACCAUUGCUGCAGUCACGUAACACAAGCUGAGGCCAUCUUCUGUUGCAGAGAAAUCCAGACCCACAUAGGCUGCGAGGGGCUGUGGGACAACAUGAGCUGCUGGCCCUCCUCUGCACCAGGACAGACUGUGGAAGUGGCAUGUCCGAGGUUCCUCCAGAUGCUCACGAGCAGAAACGGUUCCCUGUUCCGAAACUGCACAUCAGACGGCUGGUCAGAAACCUUCCCCAGGCCUGACCUGGCCUGUGGGGUUAACGUGAACGACUCUUCCAAUGAGAGGCGGCAUGCCUACCUGCUGAAGCUGAAGGUCAUGUACACCGUGGGCUACAGCUCCUCCCUGGUGAUGCUCCUUAUUGCUCUCGGCAUCCUCUGCGCUUUCCGGAGGCUCCACUGCACCCGCAACUACAUCCACAUGCACCUGUUUGUGUCCUUCAUCCUGCGUGCCCUGUCCAACUUCAUCAAAGAUGCUGUGCUUUUCUCCUCCGAUGAAGUCACCUAUUGUGAUACCCACAGGGUGGGCUGUAAACUGGUUAUGAUCUUCUUCCAAUACUGCAUCAUGGCCAACUACGCCUGGUUGCUGGUGGAAGGCCUCUACCUUCACACACUCCUCGUCAUCUCCUUCUUCUCAGAAAGGAAGUGCCUCCAGGGAUUUGUUGCCCUCGGAUGGGGUUCUCCAGCUGUUUUUGUUGCUUCAUGGGCUAUCACCAGGCACUUUCUGGAAGACUUUGGGUGCUGGGACAUCAAUGCCAACACUUCUAUCUGGUGGGUCAUUCGAGGGCCUGUGAUUCUGUCCAUCCUGAUCAAUUUCAUCUUAUUUAUAAACAUUUUAAGAAUCCUGAUGAGAAAACUUAGGACCCAAGAAACAGGAGGAAAUGAAGUGAACCAUUAUAAGCGCCUGGCCAAGUCCACCCUCCUGCUGAUCCCCCUCUUCGGUGUCCACUACAUCGUCUUUGCCUUCUCCCCUGAGGACGCCAUGGAGGUCCAGCUGUUCUUUGAACUGGCCCUUGGCUCGUUCCAGGGGCUGGUGGUGGCCGUCCUCUACUGUUUCCUCAACGGGGAGUGUAACGAGAUGGCAGGUCCAAGAGCCCAGGACAGAGGGAAGCCUCAGUACCUGUGGGACAUGGGGCAAUGGUCUAAGUGGCCUGCAGCUGAUGGCUGGUCUCCGGCAGGUACAGCUAGAAGUUCAGAAGAAGUGGCGGCAGUGGAAUCUCCAAGACUUUCCACUGCGUCCUGUGGCCCUCAGUUCCUCCUUCAGCAAUGGCACCAGCGGCCCCACUCAUGGCACCAAGGGCAGCCCCUCAGAGCAGAGCUGGGGCAUCUGCAGGGCCAGUGUCAUCUGAGAGGACCGAACGAUGUUGACCAUGGACAGAGGUUAAAGCAGGUCCUGGAGGGCUGAACACCGCUUUGGGACAGAGCUGUCUUGCCAGCAGACAUCCUACGCUCCCCCUGUGGCUACAAACGUCCCUCCCCCAGGCCUGGGAUGCCUCAGAACUGAAGUGACUUGGGGUACCAUGAGGCAGGGUGAGGGACUGGGACUUGGUCUGUGGUGCUUUUCUGGGAAAAGCAGUUCAGGGGACCAAGAAAGGAGGCAGGGAAAUAAAUGGUACCUGGGAAGAGAUCUGCUCUAUUUGUUAGUCUUUUUGUCCUGCAACACAAGAGAAGGGAAUAUGCCCUGACUGGCUCCCUGGCAGGAAGAGGGGGCUUCCCUGGACCCCAGCUGAUUUUUAGAGACAAGCUUAGAGGCUCCGAAAACGAGCAAUCCAGGUCCCUGGCCCAAGGCAGAUCCUGUCUAUCUCCCAUUGUAACUCACCUGGCUAGUAGCUCUCACCAGGGCCUUUGGGAUAACAAUUAAUCUGAUAAAGUAUCAGGAAAGACCGGGUGUGGUGGCGCACACCAGU